Molecule: messenger RNA, 1615 nt
Organism: Ciona intestinalis (vase tunicate)
Lineage: Eukaryota; Metazoa; Chordata; Ascidiacea; Phlebobranchia; Cionidae
Biological process (GO): regulation of transcription by RNA polymerase II
Cellular component (GO): nucleus
Molecular function (GO): DNA-binding transcription factor activity, RNA polymerase II-specific; sequence-specific double-stranded DNA binding
Source: RefSeq, a predicted model, not a curated record
AAAGUUAUUUUUUUAUCUUGUAGAAUAAAGUGUGAUGAUUACGUCACUCAAAAGAGGUUGCCAGCAGUCUCCAGUGCGUGAUGACGUAAUCUAUGACGUAUCAUCGGACUUUUCAGAUUCUGCCAGCGUGCAGGAGAAAUCGAGCCCAAACUUGAAUAGUUCGUCGAAAACACGGGAGGAAGAAAUCGGGUCCUUUCAUAUCGUAAGACUGUUGGAUAAUUCCGCGACCCACAGCAGAAAAGUGGCGGAAAAUAAUCGCCAUGAACGAAUGCACUUAAGCAGUGAUCAUCUAAAUGGUCCUGUGCAAUACUCGAAGGAUUUUGGACGCGUGGAAGGUGACAAUCUCGCAACAGAUUUUAAUAGAUUUGAAGGCUCUUCAAUCGGGAGAUCUUUUCCCAAUUUCGCCACUGAAGGGUCGGAGAUUAGGAAAUUAUUCCUCUCGCGUAAGUGGAGCGACGAACAUUCGAAAAUUUCGUCAGUUGGUCCGAAUGAAUUGGCACAUUCGAAGAAUCCACUUGUAGAUGCUUGUGCUGCAAUGGAGCGUCCAGGGUCCUCAGAGUUAGCGUUCAAGUUGGAGGAUAAGAGAGAGAAAUUAAGUGAAGAUGAUUCAAGACGUCUGCAAGAACAAGAAGCUAUAAUUUCGGAUGAAUCCGACAAAGAAAUCACCCCUGGUUCUGAUAUCUCCGCCAACCCUUCUUCAGCAAACAACUUCAGAACGAACUUCCAUGGAAGAGUUCUUCCACAGCAAGACAGUCAUUUAAACCCGCAUAUGAACUUUUUAUCCUAUAUUUACGCCGGAGGACUCGGAAAUCUUUAUCAUCAAUACUCCUCUCUUGGUCUCCCAUUCCUGCAUCACCUGAGAGAAGAACAACGUCGCAUCCAAAGCUCCGGCUAUUUAUACUCGAUACCAGGCUGCUCUGUUCUCCCUGGAAUUCCUUCAAGAAAACCAGACGAACAUCUGAAAUUUCCACCCAGCUGGACUCAUACAGGAUCGGAAGAAGCGCCUCCAGUUCAGCAUCUUCCGCUUCCCGCAUCCACGAACUUCCAACCCCAAGCAACAACUUCGCCCAUCGAGCAAAACCGGUUCAAAUCGGAUGAAACCGAACCUGCAGCCAAAAAACGAAAACUUUCUUCGGAUGGUACAAAAGAAGUUACCCAAUCUAGAAACAACAGUAAGGAACUCAGUGAUAAACUAAAGAAACGACGUAGCAGAACAAUUUUCACAAGCGCUCAACUUGAACAUUUGGAAAAAGCAUUUGAUCUUGCUCAUUACCCGGAUGCAGAAACGAGAGAAAAAUUAGCGAAAAACGCAAAUUUACAAGAAGACAGAAUUCAGGUUUGGUUUCAGAACCGCCGCGCAAAAUGGCGGAAACGAGAGAAUUGUUGGGGCAAGAGUAGCGUUAUGGCAGAAUACGGCUUGUACGGUGCAAUGGUUCGCCAUUCUAUACCUCUACCCGAUACUGUUAUUAAUGCCUGUUACAAGGACGGUCUCAAAAACGAUGCAUUUGCACCCUGGCUUAUUGGCAUGCACAAGAAAACUGUUCAAUCAAAAGUUACUCAUGAGUCACAGCAAAGUCAAUGCUCGAAGGAAGAAUGAAGGAAUUGUUAUCCUAAU